Molecule: messenger RNA, 1438 nt
Organism: Oxyura jamaicensis (ruddy duck)
Lineage: Eukaryota; Metazoa; Chordata; Aves; Anseriformes; Anatidae
Gene: CLYBL
Product: citramalyl-CoA lyase
Exons: 9
Coding region: 17-1033 (338 amino acids)
Biological process (GO): regulation of cobalamin catabolic process
Molecular function (GO): (S)-citramalyl-CoA lyase activity
Source: RefSeq, a predicted model, not a curated record
GCGGGGCGAGGCGGCGAUGGCGGCGGUUGCGGCGGUUGCGGCGGCGGCGAGGCGGGCGUUGAGGCGGCGGCUGAAUUCUCCUCUGCCAGCUGGUGUUCCCAAGCUCAGUUAUCACUUUGCAUCAUCUCACAAGUACGUUCCCAGGCGAGCUGUGCUGUACGUACCUGCAGAUGACGAAAAGAAGAUACGAAAAAUCCCAUCACUAAAUGUCGAUUGUGCGGUGCUGGACUGUGAAGAUGGCGUGGCUCUGAACAGAAAGAGAGAAGCAAGGCUGACAGUUGUGAAAACACUUGAAGAGUUUGACUUUGGCCACGCUGAGAAAUGUGUUAGGAUAAACUCCGUGUCCAGUGGCCUUGCAGAGGAAGAUCUAGAGACUCUUUUGCAGUCCAAGACCUUUCCUUCAAGCAUGAUGCUGCCAAAGGUUGAAAAUGUCGAAGAAAUAAGAUGGUUCGCAGACAGAUUUGUGCACCACUUGAAAGGCCGAACACUUGCAGAACCAAUGAAUUUUAUCCCUUUUGUGGAAACUGCCGUGGGGUUGCUCAAUUUUAAGGCUGUCUGUGAAGAAGCAUUGAGAGCAGGAUCCCAGGUUGGCUUUCAUUUGGACGCAGUCGUCUUUGGAGGAGAGGAUUUCCGUGCCAGCAUAGGCGCAACUAGCAGUAAGGAAACUCAUGAUAUUCUAUAUGCCAGGCAAAAAAUAAUAGUCACAGCAAAGGCAUUUGGCCUCCAAGCAAUAGACCUUGUUUACAUCGAUUUCCGAGAUGAAGACGGACUCCGCAGGCAGUCAAGAGAAGGUGCCUCGAUGGGUUUCACUGGUAAGCAGGUGAUUCACCCUAACCAAAUUGCUGUUGUCCAGGAACAGUUCUCUCCCAGCCCUGAAAAAGUAAAGUGGGCGCAGGAACUGAUUUCUGCUUUUGAAGAGCAUCAGCGAUUAGGAAAGGGAGCGUUUACUUUCCACGGGAGCAUGAUAGACAUGCCAUUACUGAAGCAGGCACAGAACAUUGUUACGCUUGCCACAGCCAUCAAGAAAAAAUGAUCUGAUCUGUCAUAAUUUGCUUGCCAGAAUUGCUAAUUAUGAAAAGUAUUCCCGACUCGAACCACCGCUCGCUCCUGUACUCAUAGCCUGCGAUGAAGUUACAUCACGGACCGAGCGACAUCACGAUAAUUACUGCAGAUUUGGGAUUAUGACUUCAUGAAAGGAUAACAGCACACCAUAAGCGGCGAGCUCCGUUAAAAUAACACGUGGAAACCGGGUCAGUCGCCUCUUCAGCCCUCGCUUCUUCCCGUCCCUGUGCAGGAGUCCCGUCAGAAAGGGCAAAGCCCUGAAUAAUUAUGCACCAGCUGAAAUAAUUGCGAUGAAAAUCAUUACCCUGUACGGGCUUCUCGUCGCCCCCCUUCUGUAUAUGUGCAACAGCCAUUAAAAAUAUUGCCCCAACAAUGA